This is a messenger RNA of Daucus carota subsp. sativus, 2308 nucleotides long. RefSeq lists its product as uncharacterized. NCBI's taxonomy places the organism in Eukaryota, Viridiplantae, Streptophyta, Magnoliopsida, Apiales, Apiaceae. The record is from RefSeq and is a predicted model, not a curated record. The transcript is spliced from 6 exons. Bases 260 to 1684 code for a protein of 474 amino acids.
CACAUUUUAAGACAGAAAAACAAGUGUUCUCACCAAGAAAUGUUCAGCCCAAGUAAAAUGUUUGUAAUAUUUACUACACUUUCCACUAAAAUAGUCUCCACUGUCAUUUUAUUUUACUUCUUUUUAAUUUUCCUCUAAAAAUUACUAUCAGAAACAAACAUAAUGCUUUGUCAAUGCAUGAUCAUCCUCAUUGUAAUUAUUAUUUUGGAAGAUGUCGUAGUGGCUUGAUCCGAUUAUUCAAGAUCAUGGUUUGCUUUCGAUGGGCGUUUCCCGCUAUUUUUUAAUCCUCUUUGUUGCUGCAAUUAUUUCUAUGCAAUGGCUUGAUCUUUCCAUAUUCAGUGGCAAUCCAUUUCAGAAGUACAUUCUUCAGCCCCAGAAGGCUCAAAUUUAUCCACCUCUGAAUUGCUCGGACACGUGUCCUCCAAAAUUUUACGCGAAAAGUAAUCUGGGCACGUCUUCCCAGACAUGCCCGGAUUACUUUCGAUGGAUUUAUGAAGACUUGAGGCCGUGGAAGAAGACUGGGAUCACCAAAGAAAUGGUGGAUAGAGGGAAGGAUCAUGCACAUAUCAGACUAGUCAUCGUGAAUGGGACAGUGUACAUGGAGAAGUUCGAUCGGCCAGUGUUCCAGACCAGAGAUGUGUUCACAGUAUGGGGGAUUUUGCAGCUUCUUAGGCUCUAUCCAGGCCAAUUGCCUGAUGUGGAUUUGAUGAUCGAGUGUGGAGACAAGCCCAAAUUCUUGAAGGAGGAUUAUGAUAAACAAAAUGUUGUGCCUCCGGUUUUUCAUUAUUGUGGAGACGACUCGAGUUAUGAUAUUGUCUUUCCUGAUUGGUCCUAUUGGGGUUGGCCAGAGCUAAAGAUAAAGCCAUGGGAAGUGAUUAAGAAGGAUUUGGAAGAGGCCAACAAUGUAACUAAAUGGGAGAACAGAGAACCCUAUGCUUACUGGAAGGGAAAUGCUAAAUUAGGAAGAAGACCAGAGCUCGUCAAAUGCAACUUAUCAGAAGAACACGACUGGAAUGCUAGAAUCUACGCGAUAGAUUGGCAAAAAGAACGGCGAGCUGAAGGGUUUAAGAACUCAGACUUGACAGAUCAAUGCACACAUAAAUAUAAAAUCUAUGUUGAAGGAAAUGCAUGGUCAGUAAGCGAAAAGUACAUAUUAGCAUGUGAUUCAGUUACCCUGAUCAUAAACACGCAUUUUUAUGAUUUCUUCACAAGAAGUUUGGUGCCCACAGUGCAUUACUGGCCUAUAAAUGAAAACCAAGAAUGCAGAUCGAUCAAAUUUGCUGUCGACUGGGGCAACCACCACCCGGAAAAGGCAAAGGAGAUAGGGGAACAAGGAAGCAGAUUCGUACAAACAGAGGUCCAGAUGAAAUACGUGUAUGAUUACAUGUUUCAUUUGUUUUCUGAAUACUCUAAACUUCUGAGGUACAAACCAACCGUUCCAGCUAACGCGACAGAAGUAUGUUCAGAAUCACUGGUUUGCUCCGGGGUAGGGAUGAAGAAGAGGCUCAAAUUACAGUCACUGGUGAAGAGUCCUUCAGUCACUGGUCCUUGCAACAUGCCUAAUCCUUAUGAACCUGCAGCUCUUCAAGAAUUUCUUGAAAGAAAAGGAAAUUUAACAAGGCAAGUUGAGUUAUGGGAAUCAAGUUACAAUACCGGAGUUUCAAAAUUUGAAACCGAUGUCUAGGGGAGGGGUUACAUAUUGACUACACUGCCCAGCAUAGUGCAGAGCUGCCAACAGAAAUCGAACAUCCUAUGCACCAAGGGGCCAAUGUUCUGUGAUUUUUACUUCUGUAAACAAUGCUUUGAUGGGAGCCAAUGCUUUGCAGACUGCAGUCUCUUGACAACAGAUCUUCCAUGAUCAUCACCCUCACACCUCAAACAUUUGUCAUUUGUCUCAAAGAUCGGAGGAGUCGAAGAUAGGAUGCAUUACGGAUCAUCGGUCACUGGCAUAUAUUUUGCAGGGGAAGAGGAAGAUAGAAUACACUAAGGCUAUGCAAUCAGUCAUUCGGAAUUUGGUAUGUAGUCACGGAAGCUGUAUCGAGCCCAGGGUUUAUAUAUUUCACCUACAUCCAUAUGUAGGGAUGAGCGUGGUUCGGUUUUGACCAUAUGUAAUGGAUGUAGGUGUAGUCAGCUUCCUCCCUAUUGUUCUCCAGCAACCAUCAUCGAACAAAUAAGUAGCCAGGAAUAAUCACAUGAAUCACCAAUCAUAACAUCAUCGUUUUUGCCGCAAUAGUAUAUACAACAUGCAUAGAUACCUGUUUUCAGAUUAAAUAGCCAUCUAUCUAUAAUGUCACUUUGGGCAUUUCAA